Molecule: messenger RNA, 2275 nt
Organism: Peromyscus leucopus (white-footed mouse)
Lineage: Eukaryota; Metazoa; Chordata; Mammalia; Rodentia; Cricetidae
Gene: Acat1
Product: acetyl-CoA acetyltransferase 1
Exons: 12
Coding region: 79-1353 (424 amino acids)
Biological process (GO): fatty acid beta-oxidation
Molecular function (GO): acetyl-CoA C-acetyltransferase activity
Source: RefSeq, a predicted model, not a curated record
CCGCGACGUCGCGGGGUCCGUGGUGGGAAGCGCAGGCCGCAGUGCAUUUCUCUGUCCUUGACAGCCCUUCGCGUCACCAUGGCUGCCCUGGCGGCUCUGCGCGGCGGCGUCCGCCGGCCUCUGCUUCGCGGGCUGCUGCAGGAAGUAAGAUGUCUGGAGCGAAGUUAUGCAUCCAAACCCACUUUGAAUGAAGUGGUUAUAGUAAGUGCUAUUCGAACUCCCAUUGGAUCCUUCCUGGGCAGCCUGGCCUCUCAGCCAGCCACCAAGCUUGGUUCUAUUGCAAUUCAGGGCGCGAUUGAAAAGGCAGGGAUCCCAAAGGAAGAAGUAAAGGAAGUCUACAUGGGCAAUGUCAUCCAAGGCGGUGAAGGGCAGGCCCCCACAAGGCAGGCAGCACUGGGUGCAGGUUUACCAAUUUCUACUCCGUGUACCACGGUAAACAAGGUUUGUGCUUCAGGAAUGAAAGCCAUCAUGAUGGCCUCUCAAAAUCUCAUGUGUGGGCAUCAGGAUGUGAUGGUGGCAGGUGGCAUGGAGAGCAUGUCAAAUGUCCCGUAUGUAAUGAGCAGAGGCGCAACCCCGUAUGGUGGGGUCAAACUCGAAGACCUGAUUGUAAAAGACGGGCUAACCGAUGUCUACAAUAAGAUCCACAUGGGAAACUGUGCUGAGAAUACUGCAAAGAAACUGAAUAUUGCACGAGGCGAACAGGAUACUUAUGCUAUCGGCUCUUACACCAGAAGUAAAGAAGCAUGGGAUGCAGGGAAGUUUGCAAAUGAAAUUACCCCCGUCACGGUCUCAAUAAAAGGUAAGCCAGAUGUGGUGGUGAAAGAAGAUGAAGAGUACAAGCGUGUUGAUUUUAGUAAAGUGCCAAAGCUGAAGACUGUGUUCCAGAAAGAGAAUGGCACAGUAACAGCUGCCAACGCCAGCACACUGAAUGACGGAGCAGCUGCUGUGGUUCUCAUGACUGCAGAUGCAGCCCAGAGGCUCAAUGUUAAGCCGCUAGCCCGAAUCGCAGCAUUUGCUGAUGCUGCUGUAGACCCUAUUGAUUUUCCAGUUGCACCUGCCUAUGCUGUACCCAAGGUUCUUAAAUAUGCAGGAUUGAAAAAGGAAGACAUUGCCAUGUGGGAAGUAAAUGAAGCGUUCAGUGUGGUUGUACUGGCCAACAUUAAAAUGCUGGAGAUUGAUCCCAAAAAAGUGAAUAUCCAUGGGGGAGCUGUUUCUCUGGGCCAUCCAAUCGGGAUGUCUGGAGCCCGGAUCGUUGUUCACUUGGCUCAUGCCUUGAAGCAAGGAGAAUUUGGUCUGGCCAGUAUUUGCAAUGGAGGAGGAGGUGCUUCUGCUGUGCUGAUUGAGAAGCUGUAGACAGCCUGUUUUAGGAGACAGUUCAUGUGACCAGAAACCUUGCUGACGUGAAUGUGACUCCCUUAAGCCAGCUUAUGUUCAACAUAAGCUACUUUGUUUUUUAUUAUUUUUUAUUAAAAUUAAAAAAAAUAAUCACAUCCAAAAACUUUUGAAAAUACAAAUAAAAAUUUUUCCUUUAAUUUUUUGGUAAACUUGAACAGUCUGACACUAUACUUGAAAUACCAAUGUAGGUGCUAGAGAUAUGGUUCAGCAGUUAAGAGCAUCUGUUGCUAGCCAGGGGACUUUGGCACAGCCUUUAAUUUAAAGCACUCAGGAGACAGAGGCAGGCAGAUCUUUAUUGAGUUCCAAGCCAACCUGGUCUACAGAGCUAGUCUCAUGACAGCCAGGGCUGCACAGAGAGACCCAGUCUUGAAAAAACAAAACAAAACAAAAAGAACAUCUAUUGUUCUUGUGGAAGAUGUUUGAUUCCCAGGACCCAUAUUUGGUGUUGCACAACCAGGGAGGUCUUGUCUUACACAGGAUGUUGCAGAUGCCAGAGAAAUGAGGUAUUAUUCUUCCUUUUCUCACUAGCUGCUGAUAUAAGUAAAGGGAAGCCAUCCUAGGAGACACUUUGUAAUGAGUUCUCUCCUGAUUAGAGCAGAGUAGAAGAUCCAGCAGUUUCACAUCUAAAUACACCAAAGAAAUAAAGUCACAGGUGGGUUCCUUCAGGAAGGCUGCUGAUCACCAUUACAACAGCAGUGACAAGGCUCCUCGACUUUCUCAAGCCCCCAAACCACCUGUUUAGCACCCAGCAGACUUCUCAUUCUGCCAUUAGAAUGAACAGAAUAAGACUGUGGCUGUUUGUGUUCUGUUUGUUUUUGAACUUUAAUCUUUGGGCAGUCAAAAUUGGUUUCAAAUAAAGUUAUGUGAGUACAAAUGAAAA